AUGCUCACACUCAAACUGAUUGUUUUUGCUGGUUUUGUUUCCAUUGUUGCUGCAGGACGAUGGGCACAAAUCUGUGAUGGGAAUCCUUUGAACAGCAUAAGGGGCUGUGAUAAGUAUGGCUGUGGAUAUUAUGGAGCUCCAAGAAAUGGCAGAAAGCACCUAGCAGUGGAUGUUAAAUGCCAGGACGGAUCAGGAGUGUAUGCUCCUUUUAGUGGCCUGAUUGUGAGACGCAUUAAACCCUUUGGAAAUAAUAAUGCCAUUGAUGAUGGAAUCUUACUCCGUGAAGUAAAAUCAGGUUCUUGCAUAAAACUGGCCUUUAUCAGGCCUUUGAGAAACAGAGGCUGGAUCAGGAAGGGAUCUAUAAUUGGAGUAAUGCUGCCAAUGCAGAGCGUGUAUCCUGAUAUAACAUCUCAUGUUCGCAUCCAGAACUGUGACUACUCAAACCCUACUGGCAACUUAUAA
Mauremys mutica (yellowpond turtle) is the source of this 462-nucleotide messenger RNA. Its product is annotated as myeloid protein 1-like. NCBI's taxonomy places the organism in Eukaryota, Metazoa, Chordata, Testudines, Geoemydidae. The transcript has 4 exons. Bases 1 to 462 code for a protein of 153 amino acids. The record is from RefSeq and is a predicted model, not a curated record.